Gavia stellata (red-throated loon) is the source of this 1578-nucleotide messenger RNA. It is a transcript of the gene TNIP2, whose product is annotated as TNFAIP3 interacting protein 2. The coding region runs from base 1 to 1578 and encodes 525 amino acids. Gene Ontology annotation, biological process: cellular response to lipopolysaccharide; regulation of transcription by RNA polymerase II. Lineage: Eukaryota; Metazoa; Chordata; Aves; Gaviiformes; Gaviidae. Gene Ontology annotation, molecular function: K63-linked polyubiquitin modification-dependent protein binding. The record is from RefSeq and is a predicted model, not a curated record. The transcript has 7 exons.
AUGCACCUGGCCGGAUUACUGCUCGCCCUGGAGAAGAAAGAGAAGGGGCAGCAGCGUGACCGCGGCUCACCUUCCCCAGCCAUGUGCUCGGUAAGCGAGGGUAGCGGUGCAGACCCCUUGGCGGCCCGCUUCAAACAGGUGGAGGAGACGCUGGAGAAGCUGCACCGGGAAAACAGGAGCUUGAAGAACAAAGUGCCUCGGUACAACGCGCUCUGCACCUUGUACCACGAGUCCGCUCAGCAACUGAAGCACCUCCAGCUGCAGCUGGCUGCCAAGGAGGCGACGAUCCGGGAGCUGCGGAGCAGCCUGGCCCGGCAGCAGCAGCAGCCGCAGCCGGCGGCGGCGGGCGGCGAGGCGGGGGCGGCGGGCGCGGAGCCGGCCCGCUCGCUGGUGGAGAGCCUGCUAGAGCAGCUGGGCCAGGCCAGGGAGCAGCUCAGGGACAGCGAGCGACUCUCGGCGCGAAGAGUGGAAGCUCUGAGCCAGGAAGUACAGAAGUUGAAUCAGCAACUAGAGGAGAAAAAUGGAGAGAUACAGCAGAUGAUAAAUCAGCCUCCGUAUGAAAAGGAGAGAGAAAUCUUACGACUUCAGAAGAGCUUGGCAGAGAGAGAGAAGGCUCAGGCCACCAGUGAUGUUUUGUGCCGUUCACUCACUGAUGAAACUCACCAACUUCAACGCAAAUUAGCAUCCACAGCAGAAAUGUGUCAACAUCUAGCAAAAUGUCUAGAAGAGAAGCAAAGAAAAGAGAAGGGGAAUUCAGAUGACCAGAUACCUACUGAAAGAUCUAAUCAGAUGCAACUUUUAGACAAUGGAACUUCACUUCAAGCUCUUAUCUGCAACCUACAAGAUGAAAACAGGAUGUUAAAACAAAAAGUAGCUCACGUGGAAGACUUAAAUGCAAAAUGGCAGAAAUAUGAUGCGAGUAGGGAUGAGUAUGUAAAGCGACUCCACUUGCAGCUAAAAGAGAUGAAGUCACAACUGGAGCAGCAGCACGGUGUAACUUCAGCACAAAUGAAUUCUGACCUAAUGCACAAGGAGAUAUUCCGGUUAAACAAGCUACUGGAAGAAAAAAUGAAUGAAUGCAUAAAAACAAAGCGAGAAUUAGAAGAUGUGAAGAAGGCUAGUGAAGGAGAUAAUGAGCGCAUACAAAUGCUGGAGCAACAGGUCCUAGUUUAUAAAGAUGAUUUCACAUCUGAGAGAUCAGACAGAGAGCGAGCACAGAGUAAAAUACAAGAGCUUCAGGCAGAAGUUGCAUGUCUGCAACACCAGCUAGCAAGAAGACAGGUAAGAAAGCAACAUGACUCAAGAGACACAAGUAGUCAUUUCAGAGUUCAUAUUGGUAACCAAAAUCAUAUGUACGUACAGACGAACGUUGAACAUCUACGAGGCAAUAGCCCAGGCCAAACAGGCACGAGAAGAACAUCUUCACAGUCUGAACAAGCUUCUCCUCCUGUGGACAAUGGAAACUCAGGAUCUGAGGGCAGGGCACAGGGUGAACUUAGAUGCCCUCAUUGUAUGAGGUUUUUCAGUGAUGAACUCAGUGAUGAAUUCCUCAAGCAUGUUGCUGAAUGUUGUCAAUGA